CCCCUCCUCCCUCCCCUCCCCGUCCCCGCCGCCCCCUCCCCUCCAGGGCCCCGGGGAGCGUUUCCUUGGCUCCUGGGAGGAGACGUUUCCUAAUCUCGGGCCGGGGUUAAAGUUCUGGUACUGGUGAGAUGCUGGAAGCUGCGGCCACAGCCGCAACCUGUCCCGGAGGUGUCCUGUCGCCUGUCGCCGCCGCCAGCACCACCGCUACCGCUGCCACUGCCGCCCUGCCGGGGCCAUGUUCGCUCUGGGCUUGCCAUUCUUGGUGUUCUUGGGGGCCUCGGUCGAGAGCCAUCUGGGGGUUCUGGGGCCCAAGAACGUCUCGCAGAAAGAUGCCGAGUUUGAGCGCACCUACGUGGACGAGGUCAACAGUGAGCUGGUGAACAUCUACACCUUCAACCAUACUGUGACCCGCAACCGGACGGAGGGAGUGCGUGUGUCCGUGAACGUCCUGAACAAGCAGAAGGGGGCGCCUUUGCUGUUUGUGGUCCGCCAGAAGGAGGCUGUGGUGUCCUUCCAGGUGCCCCUAAUCCUGCGAGGGCUGUAUCAGCGCAAGUACCUCUACCAAAAGGUAGAACGAACACUUUGUCAGCCCCCCACCAAGAAUGAGUCUGAGGUCCAGUUCUUCUACGUGGAUGUGUCCACCCUGUCACUAGUCAACACCACGUACCAGCUCCGGGUCAGCCGAAUGGAUGACUUUGUGCUCAGGACGGGGGAGCAGUUUAGCUUCAAUACCACAGCAGCCCAGCCCCAGUAUUACAAGUAUGAGUUCCCUGAGGGAGUGGACUCGGUGAUUGUCAAGGUGACCUCCAAUAAUGCCUUCCCCUGCUCAGUCAUCUCCAUCCAGGAUGUCCUGUGCCCUGUCUACGACCUGGACAACAACGUGGCCUUCAUCGGCAUGUACCAGACUAUGACCAAGAAGGCAGCCAUCACUGUGCAGCGCAAAGACUUUCCCAGCAACAGCUUUUAUGUGGUGGUGGUAGUGAAGACCGAAGACCAGGCCUGUGGGGGUUCCUUGCCUUUCUACCCCUUUGUAGAAGAUGAACCAGUUGAUCAAGGGCACCGCCAGAAAACCCUGUCAGUGCUGGUAUCUCGAGCAGUCACAUCUGAGGCCUACGUUGGUGGGAUGCUCUUUUGCUUGGGCAUAUUUCUUUCCUUCUACCUGCUGACUGUCCUUCUGGCUUGUUGGGAGAACUGGAGGCAGAGGAAGAAGACCCUGCUGAUGGCCAUGGACCGAGCCUGCCCAGAAAGCGCUUCUCUCCUUGGUCACCCUCGGAUCCUGGCUGAUUCCUUUCCUGGCAGCCCCCCUUAUGAAGGUUACAACUAUGGCUCCUUUGAGAAUGGUUCCGGAUCCACCGAUGGUUUGGUCAACAGUGCAGGCACUGGGGACCUCUCUUACAGUUACCAGGGGCACGACCAGUUCAAGCGGCGUCUCCCUUCUGGCCAGAUGCGGCAGCUGUGCAUUGCCAUGGGCCACUCCUUUGACCCAGUGGGCACUCGGCCACGACUGGACUCCAUGAGCUCUGUGGAGGAGGAUGACUAUGACACAUUGACCGACAUCGAUUCAGACAAGAAUGUCAUUCGCACCAAGCAAUACCUCUACGUGGCUGACCUGGCACGGAAGGACAAGCGUGUUCUGCGGAAAAAGUACCAGAUCUACUUCUGGAACAUUGCCACCAUUGCUGUCUUCUAUGCCCUUCCUGUGGUGCAGCUGGUGAUCACCUACCAGACGGUGGUGAAUGUCACAGGGAAUCAAGACAUCUGCUACUACAACUUUCUCUGUGCCCACCCACUGGGCAACCUCAGCGCCUUCAACAACAUCCUCAGCAACCUGGGGUACAUCCUACUGGGGCUGCUCUUCCUGCUCAUCAUCUUGCAGCGGGAGAUCAACCACAACCGAGCCGUGCUGCGCAAUGACCUCUGUGCCCUGGAAUGUGGGAUCCCAAAACACUUUGGUCUGUUCUAUGCCAUGGGCACAGCCCUGAUGAUGGAGGGACUGCUUAGUGCUUGUUAUCAUGUCUGCCCCAACUAUACCAAUUUCCAGUUUGACACAUCGUUCAUGUAUAUGAUCGCUGGGCUCUGCAUGCUGAAGCUCUACCAGAAGCGGCACCCAGACAUCAACGCCAGUGCCUAUAGCGCCUAUGCCUGUUUGGCCAUCGUCAUCUUCUUCUCUGUGCUGGGCGUGGUGUUUGGCAAAGGGAACACAGCGUUCUGGAUCGUCUUCUCCAUCAUUCACAUCACUGCCACUCUGCUCCUCAGCACGCAGCUCUAUUACAUGGGCCGCUGGAAGCUGGACUCGGGGAUCUUCCGCCGAAUCCUUCACGUGCUCUACACGGACUGCAUCCGGCAGUGCAGCGGGCCCCUCUAUGUGGACCGCAUGGUGCUGCUGGUCAUGGGCAACAUUAUCAACUGGUCGCUGGCCGCCUACGGGCUCAUCAUGCGCCCCAACGAUUUUGCCUCCUACUUGUUGGCCAUUGGCAUCUGCAACCUGCUUCUUUACUUUGCCUUCUACAUCAUUAUGAAGCUCCGGAGCGGGGAGAGGAUCAAACUCAUCCCCCUGCUCUGCAUCGUCUGCACCUCCGUGGUCUGGGGCUUUGCACUCUUCUUCUUCUUCCAGGGACUCAGCACCUGGCAGGAAACCCCUGCAGAGUCGAGGGAGCACAACCGGGACUGCAUCCUCCUCGACUUCUUUGAUGACCAUGACAUCUGGCACUUCCUGUCCUCCAUCGCCAUGUUUGGGUCCUUCCUGGUGUUGCUGACACUGGAUGACGACCUGGAUACCGUGCAGCGGGACAAGAUCUACGUCUUCUAGCAGGAGCUGGGCCCUUUGCUUCACCUCAUGGGGCCCUGAGCUCCUAUUUAUCACCUUCAGGGUACCUUUGUAGUACUGGGGCUGUGAGUCCCAGCCCCGCUGCCCAGCGCUGGAUGGCGGCAGGACAGCGAGGUCUAGCCCAGGCCUGGCCUGGGACAGUCAUGGGGUGGCAUUGAGCCUUGCAGCUGCCCUUUGCCAGGGAGGAAGUCUGCUCCCCUGAAACACAGACAUUGGCCAAAUUGCUGCUUUCUUCUCAGUGUUGGGGCCUUCCUCGGUCCCUUGUCCAUUGGCUGUCCAUGUUUCCCUCUGCAGGAGGAAGGAGGGAAGGUGAUGCCCUUGCCAUUUCAUGCCUUGCAUUCUGCCUAUCCUUCCCCUCCCCCUCGGCCUGGGACCCAAAGCCCUUUCUUCCUCCCACAUUCCCACUUCAGGGCCCUAGUCUCGGACCUACUGCUCUGUCCUGCACCAGGGCCCAGUUUUCUCUGGGGUUGUACCUGGCUGCCAUCACUGCCCAUUCCAGUCAGCCAGGAUGGAUGCAGGUGUAGGUUUUUGGGGGCUGGCCAGCUGGUGCCAGGCCUUUGGUGCUAAGGCUUGUGAGGAGCCCAGGGCAGGACCCACCUCCCUGUGACCUGGGCUCGGGACUGGCUCUUUAGCAAUGAGGGUCAGCUCAAUUUGAGAACCACCUUCUGAUCUGAGGGGCUGAAUUCAGAGGUCACCUCCUCAUCUCAUCAGCCGCCAGACUGAUGCUGGCACCAGGAGUUGGGGGAAAGUGACUCAACCCUUCCCUUCCUUUCUUUCCAGGCCCUUAGUCCUGCCAAGCCCCAGCAGGGGGCCUUUCAGUGCCAUUGACACUGCCCAAGAAUGUCCAGGGGCAAAGGAGGGAAGAGACAAAGAGCUCAGCACAUCCUGCCUCCUCCACAGCUGCAGGAGCCGCAGUGCCUGUCUUAGAAAGGGGCUUAAGGAAGGGAUAUGCUAUUUUCCUCCAUGUCCCCAGUCCCAGCCUCACUCUAAGAGCCAGGGCUGGCUUCUGAGUUUCCGUCCAGUCUUCAGCCAUGUUCUGUGUUAGUCACACACAUGCAUCCAUAGGAAACCUGGAGUUUACACUGAAUUGCCCCCAGCUCUGGGCCCCCAUGGGCACUCUGGUCCUUGUAUCCCCUUCACCCAGUUCAGUCCAUUCCAGAUGCCAAGGAUCAGGGAGGUUAGGUCGGACCUCUGCCUGGAAUGGGAAUGUGUUUUAUUUUCUCAAAAUUGUUUUUAUAGCUCUCCUUGGGCUGGGUAGAGGAGGUGGGUCUGAAUCUUUUUUUCAGAGCUCUGUUUUAUGUCUUUCCACGCUACGGUUGCAUUUCUGUUUUCUAUGAAUGAGUCUGCAUUCAGUAAAGAAACAACCAGACGCAGUUGUGGGCGCUUAUU
Molecule: messenger RNA, 4216 nt
Organism: Cynocephalus volans (Philippine flying lemur)
Lineage: Eukaryota; Metazoa; Chordata; Mammalia; Dermoptera; Cynocephalidae
Gene: SIDT2
Product: SID1 transmembrane family member 2
Exons: 28
Coding region: 236-2809 (857 amino acids)
Biological process (GO): RNA transport
Cellular component (GO): plasma membrane; lysosome
Molecular function (GO): RNA transmembrane transporter activity; double-stranded RNA binding
Source: RefSeq, a predicted model, not a curated record